This is a messenger RNA of Lodderomyces beijingensis, 1722 nucleotides long. Lineage: Eukaryota; Fungi; Ascomycota; Pichiomycetes; Serinales; Debaryomycetaceae. The record is from the annotation of a GenBank genome assembly.
AUGGAUACGAGGUACAUCUACUAUUUAGCAAAUGAGUUUCUUGACUCGCUUGAAUUGUUACACUUCGACUUGAAGACCUCGCAAGUCUCUCAACCUCAAGAUAACAACAGCGCCAUUGGGGAUUCAAAGCCGAGCCUCAAGGAUAAGACAUAUUACAAGUCCGAUCUUCAUCGAUACAACUUGAAACGAGUGCAACACAAUCUUCCAGAAGUCGGGGAGGAAGAAUUCGAGCGGCUAUUGGAACUGCAAUCAGCUGACAGCACAUCAACUUCGGAAAGUGAAAGUGAAAGCGAUUCAGAAACGGAGGACGACCACGACGACAAUCAUGAUAGCCGCAAAGUACGCAGAUUGAUCAGCAAACUCACUUUCGUGGAGGACGAGAGCACGGCAGUGUCGCACUUGCACACCAAGAGCCCGUAUGUUUUGUUUGGCACUUCCUUCGUGCCCGAAACAAAAGCCGUGGCCGUCUAUAAGUCUGUAUUCACCGAAAAAGAGCUCGAGUCUCCUCUCAGUGGCUUGAGACAAUUGAGCCAGCAUCAGACUGGGAAAUCAGCCAUAUUCAUGAUUGGAGGAGGUCAUUUUGCCGGAGCCAUAAUCGGGCACGAGCAAUUGGAUAUCAAAGGGCGAGCUAGUUCCAAAGACGCUCCUCAGAUACAAAAAAUCAACGUGUUGCUGUCCAAAACAUUCCACCGAUACACCACGAGAAGGAAACAGGGUGGUUCGCAAAGCGUCAGCGACAAUUCCGGUUCAAAAGCCAUCUCAGCUGGGUCAAGUAUCCGAAGAUACAACGAGCUCGCGUUGAUGCAAGAGGUCCGCGAAUUGAUUUCAGAAUGGGCAGAGCAACUCAACGAGUGCUCUUCCGUGUUUAUCAGGGCAAACGGUCCUUCAAACAAAAAGGUUCUCGUGGGAUACGACGGAGCCCCGCUUUCCUUUAGCGAUCCGAGAGUUAAAAAGAUACCUUUUUCAACCAGCAGGGCGAGCUUAGCGGAAGUAAAACGAGCUUGGGUGGAGUUGACCCAUUACAAAGUUGUCGAACUCCCUCAGCCAGAGACUGUGGAUCUGAGGACUGACACACAAGAUUCGAAUGCCACUCCGGAGGCCGCUAAAAAGACCUCUGCAGCAGCAGCAGCAGCAGUGGACGCGACCGCUAGCGAGUUGGUGAACGCCUUAAAGAAACAGAAAGCCCCACUUUUCAUGAAGUUGGUCAAGGAAAAGUCGAUUGAGGUGGACGCUUUUUUGCUCAGCGAGAUAGAUCCCAAUACCCCGACUCUACUACAUUAUGCGGCCGCUAAUGGCUUCCCAUACAUGAUCCAAAUACUUUUGAUGAAUCUAAAGGCGUCGCCUUUGGUGCCAAACAAAGCUGGAAGGGUGCCGGCAGAGCUUUGCGAUUUGAGUACCAAAAGAGCUUUCCAGAUAGCAAGAAGCAAGUUGGGAGAAGACUACUGUGAUUGGAAUGCAGCCAAAGUGGGAGCUGCCAGGUCAAAGGAGGAUUUCGAUCUGGAGGAUAGACGCAAGGAACAGGAGAUCAAGUUGGAAAAACAGAAGCUUAUUCAGGAGCAACUCGAGAAGGAGGGAACCAAAGGCAAGACCGACGAGACUACCCACGCAAGGAGCGUGAGCAGCAACCUCAAUGUGAAAAGUUUAAGUGCCGAUCAAAGAGCACGCUUGAUGCGGGAGCAGCGCGCCCGAGCGGCAGAGGCAAGACUAAAGAACACUGCGUGA